UAAUAAUCAUUCGACUCAUGCACCCAGCCGACUAUAAGGCAUUCGGUAUUGAUAAAUCAUUCAACUUGAGUCGAAUGAUUGUGCUUGGAUUCGACUUAUUCGAAUGAUUUGCCCAUUCGAAUGAUUAGUAUUAGUAUCAUUCAAAGUCGCGCAUCGCUACCCUAACACAUCUACUAUGAAAUGAACGUCAAACGUCAAAUGACCAGCCGAAAAUUCGCCGAAAAUAGUAGUUACUUGCAAGAGAUCUUGAAUUUAUUUAAUAAUUUGGUUUAGUGCAGUUUAUAAUCCCUUCUCAAAAUGCUGAUUAAAGUUAAGACGCUCACAGGGAAAGAGAUUGAAAUCGACAUCGAGCCGACAGACAAAGUUGAAAGGAUCAAAGAAAGAGUAGAAGAGAAAGAAGGCAUUCCACCACAACAACAGCGUCUCAUAUUUUCAGGAAAACAAAUGAAUGAUGAGAAGACAGCGCAAGACUACAAAGUCCAAGGGGGGUCUGUACUCCAUCUGGUGUUAGCAUUACGAGGCGGAGAGUGAUCAGGAUUGUGAUAAGUGUCUAACUUAUAUUUAUAACUUUAACUAUAUUUUUCAUUUCUUGUAAAAAGUCAACAUGGUUUAAAAGAAGCUCGUGUUUUAUUGGCUAUUAAAUACCUUGAAAGUAAAGAUUGGAAAAAUAGGCUAACCAUGCUGUAGAAAA
Messenger RNA from Hyposmocoma kahamanoa, 691 nucleotides. It is a transcript of the gene Nedd8, whose product is annotated as NEDD8. The record is from RefSeq and is a predicted model, not a curated record. Gene Ontology annotation, biological process: regulation of proteolysis; modification-dependent protein catabolic process; protein neddylation. NCBI's taxonomy places the organism in Eukaryota, Metazoa, Arthropoda, Insecta, Lepidoptera, Cosmopterigidae. The transcript is spliced from 3 exons. Gene Ontology annotation, molecular function: ubiquitin protein ligase binding; protein tag activity. Gene Ontology annotation, cellular component: cytoplasm; nucleus. Bases 298 to 531 code for a protein of 77 amino acids.